GAAAAUUCCCGAACCAAGAAUGUCUACAUCUGUGUCGGAAGGCAGCAAAGUUCAACUUCAUCAAUACUGUCGGCGGUGCUCAAGUGUACUCAGGUCAUCGCGGAUACUCAAAGGGUCACGGAAGCGCAACGAAGAGAAGCUACUAAUAUAUGAUAGUGACAAUGCUGAGUAUGAGGCGCAGAAGAUAUGUCACUUCUGCACUCAUAUCCAGAUGGCUUGUAAAGUGGGUCUUGAGCGAUUGGGAGAGUCGUCGCUCGAAGCCAAACAGAUCUGGUUGAAUGUCACCAAAGCAGCAGAAGAGGUCGGGCGCCCACCUGUGCGCCUCUCCAUAACAUGCAGCACACCAGGCACGCAAUUUGUGCAGGAACUGUGGGCAUCAUGUGAGGCUGGGGCCGAGCACAACGUCUACCCACUAUGGAAUGCCCCCGAAUCAAUUCCCGAUGCCUGCGUAGCAUACACGUCUACAUCUUCAAAUGCCCAUGUAGCUCUAGCUCGUCGCUGGUUAAACGAGUGUCGAGUGCGUCACACAGAAUGUUCGAGGAAAAAGGACGCCCGGGUUUUGCCAGGACGUCUCCUAUGCCUUAUCGAUUCGCCGGAAGCUACAAUUCGAUUGGUAGUUCCUCAAUCGGAUAGUAUAAAAUACUGCGUUCUGAGCCAUCGUUGGGGCGCUUCAGCGCCCACAAGCAGGCUUAUGUUGUCUAACAUCGAGCAGUACAAGCACACUAUUGCUGUCGACAUGCUUCCCAAAUCUUUUCGCGAUGCUAUUAAAAUUUCUAGAAGUCUGGCUAUCUCACAUAUCUGGAUCGACUCACUAUGCAUCAUUCAGGAUAGCAGAGAAGAUUGGGAAUGUGAGUCUCGAAAGAUGGAUUCUAUAUUUGAGGGCGCUACGUGCACUAUCGCCGCCGCUGGGGCCGAGGACUCGGGUCAAGGAUGCUUUGCAGACCGCAACCCACUGGAACAAUCUAAAUGUCGACUGAUGAACACACCGUGGUAUAUAUCUGGUAGGAUGGGUUCCACUUUGGAUGUUCAAGAAGCAACUAGCAUUACACCGCUCUCAGAACGUGGUUGGAUUUUUCAAGAGAGACUUCUAUCCCCCCGGACUUUAUCAUUUGGCAAGCGCGGUAUAAUCUGGCACUGUGCACGUGGUGCCGCAACUGAACAGGAUCCUGAUGGCUGGAGUCUACUCGGGGACUAUUCAGCUUACGUAGACAAGAUCUUCGGCUCUAACUCUCCAGUUGGUGAUUGGAAACCAUGGCCACAAGGCUUCACUUUCCAGUCAAAGCACUACCUCGAAAGCCUCAUGACAAGGGCUUGGACUAAUUGGAAUGAGAAGCCAGACUCGAGAUCAGCAUACUGCUUUCAUCGAGAUUGGAUGGGAAUCGUGCAAGCGUAUAGCAACUGCAAGCUGACUAAGUCUGAGGAUAGACUAGCUGCAUUAUCAGGCAUUGUGAAUCGCGUUGGAAUGUACGACCAUUCUGUAUCGCCCAGCUACCAGCCUUUCUCGUCAUAUAUUGUUGGUGCAUGGAAACCUACAAUGCUCCUCGAUGUUCUCUGGUACCGGCAAUCUUCUACGUUAGACCAGGCCACUUUCAAUACUCGUUUCCCCUUCUGGUCAUGGGCCUCAGUCAACGGACGAGUAGGAUCAAUCGCCCAUCGCGACAUCCCCGCAGAAACCAUCAUCGCCGCUCUGGAGCAUCCUAUUGCAAGCUUUCUGGGCACAGAAGUCGUCAGCGAUAGAAGGGCGCUUAUCUUUAAAGGUGCUCUAAUGCCAGCGCACAUCAGCUCCGAUCGAAAGUUAGUGUACUUUACAUGCUUCAAGCAGUCCCACCACAUGCGAUGCUUUAUUGACUGGCCUCGUGUUACCGAAAAUGCCUGCUAUUUUAUGCCUGUAUUUAUUGAGCCGGAGAUAUGGCUUGGACUCCUCGUUGUGACUACUGAAUCAAUGUCGACAAAUCGAUGGCGUAGAGUUGGAGUCGCCGUUGCAAGUGGAAGAAACUGUAAUUGGGUGCAAGAGAUGCGCCACGAGGAAAUCGUCAUCAUAUGAAUCACCUGGGAAUCUGUGAUCGAUAUUGUUGUAGAUUGCACUUAGGGUUAGGGUGUGGGACCACGUGCACGGCACAUCGCCCGUUUGUUUGCUUUUUCCGGCAUUGGCAGGUCUCGACAAAUGUAAUCUCUACAGUAUCUCUCAAUGAUACAUUUAGCUGGCCUGGCAUUGUGUAAACGCUAAUGCCUUAAUAAUAUGUUAUGGUGCUAGGUAUAGCACCUAAACUGUAAUUUUAUGUACUAAUUUCUCCCACUGCGUUGU
Cucurbitaria berberidis CBS 394.84 is the source of this 2305-nucleotide messenger RNA. Its product is annotated as HET-domain-containing protein. Bases 20 to 2044 code for a protein of 674 amino acids. The transcript is spliced from 2 exons. The record is from RefSeq and is a predicted model, not a curated record. NCBI's taxonomy places the organism in Eukaryota, Fungi, Ascomycota, Dothideomycetes, Pleosporales, Cucurbitariaceae.